UUGCUGUUAUACACGCACGAGCACCACCUGUCAGACGGUGACGGAAUGGUCCGCUUCUCGUUUGCCACGCCAUUUCACUAAAUUAAAUCCAAAAAUCAAACUACUCCACGAUGUGUACUCGUUGGUCAUCGCCGGUGGACCUGUCCUCAGUUCGACUGGCCCAUAUAAAUACCAUCGGGGUGCGCUGUCCGCAUGGCCUCCUCGACUCGCUUUCUCACUACUAACCUGCGCACUUUCCCAUCUCGCUUCCGACGAUUCCCACCGUACAUUUCAGUGACUUCGUUACCUGCGGUUCGUGGUUCCUUCGAUUUUUCGCUUAGAUCGAAGAGAGGCUUGGUGAUUGGCACAGAUUUGAAGAAAUUUGAGGUGAGAAGAAGAUCGUCAAUGGCAGAGGCUGCGACUGAGAAAGGUAAAGGGACGGUUCAAGUGUUCGAUUCGGAGGAAGAACUGGCGGUGUCGCUGGCGAAAUACACCGCCGAUUUAUCGGAUAAAUUUGCCAAAGAAAGAGGUUAUUUCACCGUUGUCUUGUCUGGUGGUUCUCUGAUCAAAUCCCUCAGGAAAUUGGUGGAGCCUCCAUACAUUGAUUCAGUGGAUUGGUCGAAAUGGUACGUGUUUUGGGUGGACGAGAGAGUAGUUCCUAAAGAUCACCCUGAUAGUAACUAUUUGUUGGCCUACGAUGGUUUUCUAUCCAAGAUACCAAUGCCCUCUGGAAAUGUCUAUGCUAUCAAUGAUGCAUUGUCUGCAGAGGGUGCAGCUGAUGAUUAUGAAACUUGUCUCAAGCAUCUGGUUAAGAACAAGACGAUAGAUCUAUCUCAGACUAGUGGAUUUCCUAAAUUUGAUCUGAUGCUAUUGGGUAUGGGACCAGAUGGACAUGUUGCUUCUCUAUUCCCUGGGCAUCCUCUUGUUCAAGAGAAGAACAAGUGGGUUGCAUUCAUUACAGACUCACCAAAACCACCACCAGAGAGGAUUACUUUCACGCUUCCUGUUAUCAACUCCUCUGCACACAUCGCACUUGUGGUGGCAGGGGCUGGUAAAGCUCAUCCUGUGCAUGUAACUCUGGGUGAUGGUCAAAAUUCUGAUUUGCUCCCUGUUCAAAUGGUUUCACCUGAAGGGGAGUUGAUGUGGUUUUUGGACAAGGCAGCAGCUUCAAAGCUGUAGGGCACGCAUGGCUGUAGUGGCGACAUGAGUUGAUCCCCCCAUGAUAAGUUAUAGUUUUUAUCUUGUAUUUUGUGGUUUGAUCCAUGACCUUAAAGAUGUGGGGAUUUUGUAAUGUCGGUGGUAGUUAAAUGUUUUGUGAGGUUUUUUUUCAAACCUUUCUGUCAGAAUAAGGAUUUGAAUAUGUAAUCUUCUUUGUCAUGCAUUUUCCACCAAGUUGUUGGUGUAAGUUUGGUGGUUUCAGUUGUUGCAGUCAUUUUGACUUGUGAUAUACGGGCAUUGCUAAUACAGCAUUCCAGGUGAAUUCUAGGUGGCUCUUGGUUGCACAGUUUCUG
Molecule: messenger RNA, 1490 nt
Organism: Ilex paraguariensis (yerba mate)
Lineage: Eukaryota; Viridiplantae; Streptophyta; Magnoliopsida; Aquifoliales; Aquifoliaceae
Source: the annotation of a GenBank genome assembly